Molecule: messenger RNA, 4713 nt
Organism: Orussus abietinus
Lineage: Eukaryota; Metazoa; Arthropoda; Insecta; Hymenoptera; Orussidae
Product: beta-3 adrenergic receptor
Exons: 9
Coding region: 578-2605 (675 amino acids)
Biological process (GO): G protein-coupled receptor signaling pathway
Cellular component (GO): membrane
Molecular function (GO): G protein-coupled receptor activity
Source: RefSeq, a predicted model, not a curated record
AUUAUUGAUAUUUUUACUCCAUUUCUUUUCCCUCCGCUUUUCUUUGUUACGUCCAUUUAUCUCAUAACUCGAGUCACCCUUUAAGUCGGAUUUCAUAUUUAGGCUUCUUUCUAUUUUCUCCGUUCCUCUGUAUUAUUGCUAUCGUUCCCUGUAUUCUUCAAUUCUUCAGUUUCAUUUUACUCUCCAUAUUUCCCAAUAUCUCUAUACUCUCUAUUUUUCUCCGUUUCUCAUAAUUCUCUAUUUUUCCUCCGUUUCCCUUUAUAUCCUCUAUUUCUUCUUCGUUCCUCUUUGUUUUCGCUAUUUCCCUUCCGUUUCUCUCCAUUGUCUCGAUUUUUUUCAUAAGCCUUUAUUUCUUCCAUUUCUCUCCAUUGUCUCAAUCGUCCUCCAUAUUCCUUUAUUCUCUCUAUUCUGAUUACGUUUCUCUUGAUUCACUCUAUUCUUCUGUUCGUAGGUAACGAGAAUGUCUUCGCAGACGAGGAGGAGAGACCUCGAAGAGGGCGGGUGGGUCUCCUAGGUGGAAGGAUGCCGAAGACUCGGAGGUCAGGAGCUGAUCGGGCUCUUCAGGGGGUGGAUCUUCAUGAACAGCGGCCGAUGGGAGGGCAAUAAGCGAAGGGGGACCGAGGCCCUCCAAGGAGGAAUGGGCCCUUGGGCCUUUGGCGUUCCUCUCAUCCUGGUUUCUGCCGUGGGCCUCGUGCUGAACGCCUACGUCCUCAUCGUGGUGGGCCUCAGCAAGCCGACCCAGCAGCAGCAGACGACGAACACGCUGUUGCUGAUCCACCUGGGAGCCGUGGAGGCCGCGGUCUGCUUCGUGGUGCUGGUCUUCGCGACCGGAGGCUGGCCAUCGGCCGGAACUUCCUGCGCCCUCCACGGGUUCCUCCUGGCGCUGCUGCACCCCGUCGCCCUCUGGACGGUCACCGGCCUCAACUGCGACAGGUACUACGCCAUCGCGGAGCCCCUGCGAUACUCGGCGCUGGUGUCGCCUCGAAGAGUGGUCCUGGGUCUGGUGGCCUCCUGGACGGGCGCCCUGGUCCUCUGCGUCCCGCCGUUCUCCGGGCUGGUCCCGCCCUACAGGUACAACCCUGGAUUGGGCUGCUGCUUGCCCGACUUCGGGAGCGCCUCUUGGUACGGCGCCCUCUAUGCCGCCCUCGGCCUCGUCCUCCCCGCCCUCCUCGUCACCGCCUGCAACCUCAGGGUCCUCGGCAUCGCCCGAUACCACCGACAUCGCAUCGCCAGCGCCAUCUACGAGGUCACUCUUAGCGCCCAAGUUACAAUCACUCAUCAGCGAAAUCCCUUCAGCUUCGUCCCCACUGUCACGUCCCCCGCUGCGGGGGGGCCGCCGCGGUUUCACAGCGCUGCCAGCACGGUGAUGCAGCUGGUGGGUUCCCUGUACCUUUUGUACUUCCCGUACUGCGGGCUCAUCAUAUGGGAGUCCUGUGGGGUUGGAAGUCAUCAUCGUCUCUCUUCACAUCCGAGACUCGCUGGAGCUGCUUCUCUUCUCUUGGCGUGUUCUCCACCCUUGAACGGCCUCCUCUACGGACUCAAGUCCCGGACCCUGAGGAGGUCGGUAAAGAACUACUGGAGGAAGAAGGCCACCAAGUCGGAGCUGCAACAGGAGAUCCAGGCCAGGACGCCAAGUGUGGCGGGCUCCAGGAGGCCCUCGGGAAGCGGGCCCACGUCCUUGUUCCCGUUCCCCCCGCUCCAGAGGAGGCUCAGCGAGGCCCUGCUGGUCCUCGGGUCCUGCAGGUCGGGUACUUUUGAGAGUGGCUCCAUCGGAAACGCCUUCCAGCGCACUAGGCUGCAGCCAGCUGCCUCCUGCAACACCCUCAGGGUCCCAGCUCCUGAAUCGGGUGAGACGGGGAAGCCGGUGCGGUCCAGCGCGAGCGCGGCCAACCUCAUUGGUGCAGCUGCAGCUGCAGGUGCCCGCGGUUUCGAGGCCUCGGGGUGCUCGCCGAACCAUGGAGAGACCCCCCGGAAGAGCCCCAGGAUCCUGAUCACCAGGACAUACAGCGAGGAGAGCCAGGAAGGAGGGUCGCCCUUGCUGAAGAGGUCUUCCUUCGCCGCCCCUUGCGAAAAGCGGAGGUGGCGACAGAGGAGUACCGGAAGCGGCAGCAGCACCGGCAGCAACGAGAGCUGCGUCUGGACGACCGGAGUCGCCCCGAGGCUCGCCAGGAACGGCGCCGGUAAUUCUGAAGAUUUCUGGACAAUUGGUCGAACCCGAACUCGAGGGAACACUCUCGAAGAAGGUCUUUUUUCAGCGAGGCCCACCAAUAACAGCGACAGCAGCGACACCACCGACACUACCGCCACCACCGCCUCGAAUCUCCCUUCGAAGACGCUUUUCGGGGAAGAACACAGAGAAGAGGAGGAGUCGAAGAGGACGCCGGGGGAAAGCGAUAGCGAGGAUAGUUGGGGAAGUGUGGAGAGCGAGGAUGGGAGAGAAGCUGUCGAGAAACACGAAGAAACGCGGAAUCGAAAAAAUUGCCACGAAGAGGAUGACAGGAGAAACAGGAGAGAAAGGCGAAAGGAAAGGUCUAGGGGAAAGUCCAACCCUGAAGAGUACGAACGGCGUUCGCAAUUGAGACCUCUAUUGACUUCCUCAUCGUAAAUUAUAAAUGAUUACGAAUUUUGCCACGAAGAUAAACAAGAUAGGAUCAGAAGAGAAGAACGAAAGAGAAAAUUCGGAAGAAGACGAACCCUGAAGAGUACGAACGGCAUUCGCAACUGAGACCUCCAUUGACUUCCUCAUCGUAAAUUAUAAAUGAUUACGAAUUUUGCCACGAAGAUAAACAAGAUAGGAUCAAAAGAGAAGAAUGAAAGGGAAAAUUUGAAAGAAUGUCCAACCCUGAAGAGUACGAACGGCAUUUGCAAUUGAGAUUUCUAUUGACUUCGCCAUCGUAAAUUAUAAAUCAUUACGAAUUUUGCCACGAAGAUAAACAAGAUAGAAUCAGAAGAGAAGAGUGAGAGGGAAAAUUCGGAAGAAAGUCCAACCUUGAAGAGUAUGAACACCGCACGUGGUUGCAACUUCUGUUGACUUUCGCGUCUUAAAUUCUAGAUGAUUAGAAAUGUCGGUACGAAGAGGAACUAGAAAAGAAGGGAAAAAUAAAAGUCCAACCCCGAAGAGAACGAACGGCGCAUGCGAUUGCUCUAUUGAUAUUCCUCGUCGUAACUUCUACAUGAUUAUGAAUUUCGCCACGAAUGGGAAGAUUCUAGAAGUAGAAGAGAAGGACGGAAAGUCUCUGUUCACUUCCUGGUUCUACCUUUUAAAUAAUUUCGAAUUUCCCCACGAAGGGGAAGACUGCAAAACUAUAAUAGAAGAGGAAGGCGAAAGGUCUCCAUCCACUUUUUCGUCCUAAAUUUGAAAUACUUACGAAUUUCCGUACAAAGAGAAAUGCCCCAGAACAAGAAGGAAAUCCCCACUAAGGAUAUGAUAAACAACUAUAAAAAGGGAGGAAAUAGAACUAUAAAGUAAGAGAGUACAAUUAUGAAAUGACAAAGUGCAACUAUACACCUGUAAGAAAGAAAGAGAGCAAUUUGUAAAAUUACUUUUUCUUUCUGUACUUGUAUAUCGUAUCACCUAUAGAGACUGGCGUCUAUUUUACAAUGUGGUAAUGGUAUAGUGGUAAUGUAUACCACUAUUUUUCCUCAACAUACCCCGGUUUUACAAAUACCGGUGUUACAACUACGGAUAUUAACCAUGUAUACGCCGUUUUACUCAAUUUUUACUGGUAAAAACAACGUAAAAAAGGGUUUUUUUACACGGCACUCGACACCAGCAAUUAACAUCGGUAAUUAUAAAACCCGUGUAAAAAAAAAAGAACGGGUAAAUGCAGAAAAUAAAUUGACCUAUCGUCAAUUUUCCCUCACACUUCUCCAGAUCUCCGGAAUUAACCUUCUACCUCUUGCAUUGAAAAAUCCAAGAAAUAUUUAAAUCAACGUAGAACAAUAAGACUGCAGGUCGGACAUUUACAAUGACCCUAAAACAACAGAUUACAAGCAUGUAAUAUAUAGAACCAAAUCGGCGGGGUGGAAUGAGGAAACCGGCGUGGGAAUAUUCGAACAUAAUUACCGACUUAAUUACUUUCCGCUCCAAUUAAAGCGCAUCAAUUUCGGGGGCUAAACUUAUAAUUAAAAGGGAUACUUCGCUAAGGGGAUGGGCGGCGCGAUUUGCGAGCAAUAAUUAAGGAGAAGUCCUUUUCGUUAUUUUUAUAUUAAGGUGUAGGGAGGGUCGUACUUCAUUUAGACUGUAGAUAGACCUGUAAUUUCGACCUAAUCAUCGGUCGCUAUCGGUAAUUGCGGAAGUUACGUGUCGUUACGGAGGUGACGUAGGUCGUGUCGAAGUAGAUAUUCCCUGGUGAUAAGACUUAACGGAAUUAUCAGACUCGUUGGGUAGAAUCUGUGCCCCGAGGGAGAUUAUAAAGGGGGACAGACUGUAUCGAAUUUGACACUGUACUCGUGCAUUAGCGGUAAUUGAUCUCGAUGAUAAUCGGUACACGUAGAGUCGACACUCUUCACCCCAUUUCCUCGGUGCAUGUUGUAUGUAUAGUCUCCUAGUACACUGAGCGAAAAAAAAAAAUCACUUUCUAGGGAAAUUAAACUUCUCGUGGCGCGUAGAUAGCUGGAUAUAUAUAUAUAUAUAUAGCUGGAAGCUAAGAAUGUUUACAGCAAAAGUACUUAAUAAAAUUAACAUAAUAAAAAUACAUUUUUUACUUCACG